This is a messenger RNA of Porites evermanni, 5023 nucleotides long. NCBI's taxonomy places the organism in Eukaryota, Metazoa, Cnidaria, Anthozoa, Scleractinia, Poritidae. The record is from the annotation of a GenBank genome assembly.
UUUAUAAGGGAUCAUUCGCUAUUGUUACGUCUCAAAAUGAGUUUACUCUACUUGAUCAAGCUCACCGUUGAAUAUAAAGGAAUACCUCAGAAACAGUUUAUUCACACCUGGUCAAAACAAGCAAAGGAGUCUUUGAAAGCUAAAGAAGACGGCAAAAUACUACAACUUUGGAAGGUAACUGAAAGUGUCCAGUAGAUUUCUUUCAAUUGUUUCUAACCUUUCUUCAGGCCUAGAAUAUUAAUCAAUCUAUUGAUAGUUCAAAAGAAAUAACUUAUUUUGUUGCCUAGAUUCUUUUUAAACAUGUACAGCAAAACAAGUGGUAUUUCAUGAAAUAUUGAUUUACGAAAGUACCAUCGAGAAGGUUGACUGCUGUGGACGUGUUAAAAAAGAUUCACCUUAAUAGUCGUAUUUAUCUCUAGAUAGUGACAUCGGUGGCAAAAAGGUCAAUAUUAAAAAUUUUAAUUAUAAUACAAGUAGCUACGACGAAGAGCUUGAAACCUGUUUGACGAAAACGCUUGCCACAGGGAAGUCAAUUAACUAGGCGCUACCUAUUAAGUGGUCGCCCUCUAUCGAGAGGUAAAAUAUCAUUAAAACGCUUCCCAAGAUGGUCAAAAGAGGCGGUAAGAUACCACGACGGCAACGAUAGCGAAGACGUUAAGUGAGUUCGCGUUUCUUUCUCUAACUUUGUUGCCAAUCCAGGUUAUUAGAGAUCUUUCUCAUAACUCUAGCCAGCGUAGCAGGUGCUUGGACGUAGUGGGUGCAAAUGAAGAACGGGCGCGCCACUCUCGUGCGUCCGUUCCUUCUGGCGCCCACUACUUCCAAGCGCCUGCUACGCAGGCUAUCAUAACUCCAGCUAGAGCAUCUAUGGUGCAAAUUAAAAGUCCACUAUGUAAAAUACGCGGUUUGUUUUCCCAUGGGUAACUUUGCCUUAUUAAUUUGGGGCGCGCAAGAGAGAAUUGAACCAUCAAACAAAACACGAAUUGUGUGACAGAAAGUAUUAAUUUUUAUUGUGACUCAUUAGCACAUGGUGUUGGAGUUAUGUGAAAGAUCUCUAUUAUCGAUCUAUUAAGCUCGAUUUGUCAAAUGUAAGCGAAUUUCUCUGCAGAUUAAUUCUUAAAUAAUAAUAAAAAAUAAUAAUUCUUUAGAAACUUGUCAAGAAAAUCCUUCGUAGCGUCUUAAGGGUCCUCCAUAAAAAUGCCGUAGUAAGCCUCGUCGUUUCAUAUAACUGAUCGCCGGACUUCUGUGUUCCGUACUACCUAGAAUUGAACUUGGAAACACAAGGGACUAUCUCAAAGAUUAGUGCAUCGCAAUUGCAAUCGCCUCCAGUCAGAAUUCUCCAGAUGGACUCUGUUACCCUCUGUUACCCUUACUCUGUUUUUGCAAACUACUUUCUCGUUAACCGAGUGGACUUUAUUAGUGCCAUUGAAGACAGCUUUCAAGAAUAGCAGCUUGUUAGUUGUUUUAUCUUUGGCACCUGUUAGAGGUUAAUUGCGAAUUUGAUCUCAGCCCAUAAAACGUGAUUCACCCCUUUUGGGGUUGUUUUAAACGUUUCACAAGCAUCUACGUUGUUCUUUUUUAGAAAAUUACUCAGCCCUGGACAACAAUCGUUCCAAGUCCAAAAUUUUGAACCGUUGCAUGGGGGGUGAGCUUGGUCAGAAAGCUGCGCCUUAAAGAGUAACUUUAUUGAUUCUUAUUUUUGUAUUACAUUCUACUUUAGGUUGUUGGGGAACGCAAGGUACUUUAUGGUGAGUUCUCUAAAUUAACUUGACGUAAAUUCUUGUCUUUAGAUAAAAUUCCUGUUGUAGUCAGGGGCUAGUCACAAAGCAGGACGUGAAAAUUUUACGCUGAUCAAUACACAAUAACUAAGAUCAAGUGUUUUCUCCCCAACUAAGUCCUUAUGGAAGAAAACGCUCCAUUUCGAGCGGCGAGCAAGCGAAACAAUAUUUGAGGUAACUCGAAUACGAGUGAUAAAAGCGUUUCCUUUCACGUGCCACACGUGCGUAACUUAAGUGUUGUUACUGCCGCGUGUAACGACCACCUCCACCGAAGGGCCAUAAUCUGAAGGAUGUUCCAGAUAACAUGGAAUAAACUUAAUGUAAUACUGAUUCUUUGCAGUAACUGAAACAAAGGUAAAAAACGCUGUUAACAUCCUUUUCACAAUACGACAACAUCGUUAUUGUGAAAAUGAAACUGGUUUUGCUUGUAGCUUACGAGCAAGCUCUCCUAUUUGGACGAGUGAAAUGAGUCUCGCGAGAACGCGCGAGCGAGCGGCGAAGCCGCGAGGGGCAGAGGGAAGGAUAGCCUCCCACGCAGGCGUUUUUAGGGGAGCUCGUAUUUCGUCCCUCCCCACAACUCCCCUAAAAAUAGCCUGUUCCAAGCGUUCAGAUGGUGGAGAGCGAUGCGAAGUAAAGAAAGCGAAUUUUUCGCGCUCCUUUUUUCUUCGCACCGCUCCCCACUAUCUGAACGACUGGAACAGGCUACUCUAAAAACGCCUGCGUUCUCGUGAGGCACGCUUUGCUUGCCCAAAUAGGAGAGCUUGCUAGCAUGCUAUGCGGCUUGGUAAACAGGAAAGAUUUUGGUUUUAUGGGCGCCACUCAAUUUAAAGGUUCUAAUUCCAAAAGAGCAAACAAUGCACAAUGCCACUGAUGCUGCUCAGUAUAGGAGUUAUAAAGACGAUUCAGUCGAGUCAAGAAUAGUUUCCAUCAUUGUUUUUGGCUCAAUAAUCCCAUGAAAAAGGCCCUAAACAUGUACCUCAAAAGGAAUGUUAUUUAAGGGCAAUUGCAUUCUCGUCCUUAUCCCGAUCAAGUCCUGUCGUUUCUUGGUCGCGUGGUCUUGAAUUGAGGGCCUGCCACUGGUUCAUUACAAAUUGAGGCGAGUUGCUCUGGGGACGAAAAUGCGGCAAUUGAAGCUGAGAUCGGAUUUUGGCGAUUUAAUCCUUAACUUUGUGGAUGAGAAACUGAAACAACGUUAACCAAGAAAAAUUUCCCCUCGCCUUAUUUUUGUUGUCGUUAUUUCAUUUUUUGCUUUCAUUUGUCAGUUAUGAGAGUAGACAAUCCUGAUGACAUUGACAGAAUGUCAUUCAACCUGCCGAUUGUUAAAGAGAUGGGAGACCAAGUAGAGUUAGAAGUGAAACCAUUAAGAGCCUAUGAAGCCUUUGCUACAGAGCUGAAUAAGAAGGUUACUGGAGAAGAGGACGCUUUUCAGGAAUUAACUACAAUCCCUAAGGCAGGAUUGUUCUACUGGAUAACUAUUAUGAUCGAGUACCCAGGUAAAAUUGAUGUUGCUCAGAUAGAAUGAUGGAUUUAUAAUUAUAUACCAUUACACAGGUGUUGCUAUGAGUACUGGUUACAUACCCAGAUAAGAUUAGUUUUUCCGUGAUCCCUUGUACAGUGAGGGCGCGGACCGACCAGUUACGCUGCUGGCUUGGGCCCUGUUUCACUUGUUUUAAUGCCAAACUUCUUAUCUUAUAUAAACGGUGACGGUGAGAACUUGGUGACGUCUUUUAAAACCUUUAGAACAAGGAAAACUCUUUGCUUCUCGGCUCCUUGAAAUCGGAAUUGACAGAAACUUACGUACACUGACCGUAAACAUAAAAACUUAACCUGGUGACUAAAUUGAGUAGAUUGCGUUAGAAAAGAACUUUCUAGUUAAAUCUAGAAAUUACAUUAGCGUACUGGCCCGGGUUGCUCGAAGCAUGGUUAGUGCUAACCAGCGUUAAAUACCAUGGAAACCUAUACAUUUUGAUACCUCUUAACCAACGGUUAGCGCUAACCAGGCUUCGAGCAACCGGCCCCUGGGUGGUAAACAGGGUAGCAUGGGAUCGAAAACUCCUGGAGGAUUGUGGUCUUUAAUCUGGCAUAUUACAACUGACCUGAUGGCAUGUCUUUAAUUCAAAAUUAGUGAGGAAUAGGGUAAAAUAUCUGGCCUAGCCGCUACAAUGGCGUAUGACAAUAAAUGCAGUUAAACGUUUAUCUUAUGAAUAAAGUUUCCAUGGUCCCGCAAGGCACAAGUCCUACCCGAUUCUUAGGCUACCGCACGAAAUAAAAUGGAUUUACACAACUUUAUCUAAUACAUAUGGUUUUUAUUCGUCUCGGCAAGCUUAUCUUGGUUUGAUUUGGGCAGGUAAAACCCAAGACGAACUUCUGGCUGUAUGGCUUCAAGAAGCUAAAGCCGCUAUAGGAGGCAAGAAGAAGGGAAGUGUAGUGGACAUAUGGAAAGUGAUCGGAGAAAGAAAGGUAGGGAGCUAGGGUUGAGGUCAAGUCCCAUGAUUACUCGGCGAGAGCAACUACCCGUCACACACCUCGACGUACUCCUCGUUAUGAUAGACUUAUAUCACCGCGUUUUCACCGAUCAAUUGCCCCGUCUGUGAGCACAAUGUAUAAAGUAUCAACUACAAUUUACUUAGUUCCCAGUCACUCCAACUUGAUGCUAAAAAUGUUGGCCCCUAACUCUGGUGAACCCAGAUUGAUUUUGCCUAGCCUUAAUUUUUCGUGUAUGGCUAGUUAUGUUUCGAUUGUGGAUAGUACAGCAAAUCUCCACUAAGUUAAGUCGCCGAAUUAAGUUGUUCCAGCCUUUUAUAUAUAUAUAUAUAUAUAUAUAUAUGAUAAGCUUCAAAAUCGCGUGUCACACGUGUUUGUGCGACCUUCAGAACUGAUAUAAAACAUCGCUGGUUUUUUCCGGCUUUGUGAUUACUGACAUCCGUCAUGUUCUUGCCUUUGAGAAACUACUGAGCUAUAAAGCGUUUUGACUCAUCAGAUUUUUAAUGUUUUUUUUUUUUAUUCGAUCGUCCACGAUCGGGAUUUCUGAGAAUUGAUAGAGCAUCUGUAGGACUUCAUUUCAAUACGAGUUAUUCACUGUUUUGUUGUAGGUACACGUUCUGAUGUGCGUCGAUAGCCCUUAUAUCGUGGAUCGCAUUUCGUUUGAGCUGCCUCUAAUGAAGCAGAUGGGUGAUAGUGUACAAAUGGAAGUCACGUCCGUCAGACCUUACGAAGCUUUUUACGAUGAUCUUAAAAAGUUAGCGUAG